Messenger RNA from Neodiprion virginianus, 1145 nucleotides. RefSeq names its product ragulator complex protein LAMTOR2 (gene Lamtor2). Gene Ontology annotation, cellular component: Ragulator complex. Gene Ontology annotation, biological process: cellular response to amino acid stimulus; positive regulation of TOR signaling. The record is from RefSeq and is a predicted model, not a curated record. Gene Ontology annotation, molecular function: molecular adaptor activity; guanyl-nucleotide exchange factor activity. The transcript is spliced from 3 exons. Lineage: Eukaryota; Metazoa; Arthropoda; Insecta; Hymenoptera; Diprionidae. The coding region runs from base 122 to 502 and encodes 126 amino acids.
AAAAAGAACAAACGAAACGCUUCCACGCAACCAAGAGUCCGUUGACUCAGCCUGUGAACUGUCAAACGUGAUAUUUGUUGUGCAAAUAAUAUCGAAAGAACGCCUUGAAAGGGUAUAAACAAUGUUAAAACCUAAAGCACUUACGCAUGUUCUCAGUCAGGCGAAUACAGGGGGCGUUGAAAACACACUGCUACUUAGUAGGGACGGAGGGCUUCUUGCCUACAGCGGAUAUGGAGAUAAAGAUGCCAGAGUCACUGCUGCGAUAACGAGCAACAUUUGGUCAGCUUAUGAAAAGAAUGGUCGUAAUGCCUUCAAGGAAGACGAACUGCAAUUUAUCCUGAUGGACUGCAUGGAGGGUAAGGUCGUUGUCACAGAAGUGGCAAAUCUGCUGCUUUGUCUUUACGCCAAAGAAAAUGUGGGAUUCGGCCUUCUUCGAGAAAAGGCACAAGCUCUUGCUAAGUACCUGGAUCAACCGUUGAAAACGAUAGCCAGUAUGCCAUGAUGAAGGGAAAUUGAAGUAAUCGAAUAACAAGAGUAUUCUUUCACUUUCAUCCUGUUACUCUACUACUAUUAUUAUUAUUAUUAUUAUUAUUAUUAUUAUUGAUAUUGUUAUUACGAUUUUUUCAUCAGAUUUCGUAAUUUGUAAUUCCGCCUGUACAUACCAAACAAUAUAUUAUAUUUAUAAAAAAAUCAAUGACUUUUAAAGGUUUGCCAAUACAUCAUCAGUUUACAAUUUCUUAACUACUCAACCUCUGUUGUAUAAUUAUUAUUACUAUUGUUUAUCCAUAUCUGAAUUUCAGCAAGUCUCAGUCAGUCAUCUUAUAUCCAUCUUUGGUACAUCACGUUUUCUUUUUAAUAUCAAUAUAAAACAUCAUUGCACAGGUCUAAUGUGGUUGUAAGAUAAUUAUAUUUUAUACUAAUUAUAAAUGAGGGAACACAUACGAUUGUCAAAUGAACCAUUUGUUUAUUACAAAUUUUGUAAGUGAUACGAAUAUUUAUGCUUACAUUUUGUUACACCACAUAUCCGUAUGUAUAGAAUAGUACGAUAUCAAUAAUGCUCUGUGAUUGCUAUUCGUUAUAACUUCAUACCUUUGAAAAAAAAAAAAAAAAAAGAAUAUUGAUUAAACACUGUCGAAACUUUGAUC